AUGGGCGGAGUAAUCGCCCUACUUCUUCAUCUGUUCCUCUUCAUCUGUUCUUCAUCUGUUCUUCAUCUGUUCUUCAUCUGUCCUUCAUCUGUUAGCGCGCGCCGCUUCAUCUGUUCUUCAUCUGUGAAUAGGAGGAUCUGUAGAAUCAUACAGGCUAUGACCCCAGAACACUCCUACUGUGGCAGUGCUAUAGUGGGCCUAUUAUACAGACAAAAGAUGCAUUUUAAAUCAUUUAAAAUUAAAUUCAAAAACCAGUUAUUUAAAAAGAAACAAGGGAACCGUGCAAAUAAGAAUAUAGAAUUCUAA
Molecule: messenger RNA, 306 nt
Organism: Lottia gigantea (owl limpet)
Lineage: Eukaryota; Metazoa; Mollusca; Gastropoda; Lottiidae
Exons: 2
Coding region: 1-306 (101 amino acids)
Source: RefSeq, a predicted model, not a curated record